Molecule: messenger RNA, 1435 nt
Organism: Pararge aegeria (speckled wood butterfly)
Lineage: Eukaryota; Metazoa; Arthropoda; Insecta; Lepidoptera; Nymphalidae
Product: facilitated trehalose transporter Tret1-like
Exons: 7
Coding region: 28-1395 (455 amino acids)
Biological process (GO): transmembrane transport
Cellular component (GO): membrane
Molecular function (GO): transmembrane transporter activity
Source: RefSeq, a predicted model, not a curated record
UAAUUGUGAGAUAAUACAGUUUUAAUAAUGAAACAUGCUCUUUUAAAAAUAACUGGAAAGAAGCGUCAAGUAUUGAUAUCAUCAUGUAUGUACAUAGGACAAAUGGUGGUAGGCUUCACGGUAGGCUGGUCAGGUAGCGUUCUACCUAAAUUACAAGACAGUGAUCAAUCACCGCUUAGUGAACUGUUGAGCGAAGCGCAGCUUUCAUUAGUGGCUUCAUUAGCGUAUUUAGGCUGUAUACCAGGCCCUUAUCUAGUGGGAUGGCUGUCAAAUAUCAAAGGACGAAAACCAUGUCUGUUUUUUGGCGGGGUGUUGGUGGCGAUAGCGUACAUAAUUUUAGCCACAAGCAGAAACCUGGCAAUGCUAUUGUGUGGCAGAAUUUUGAGCGGUUUCGGUAUUGGUGUCAUUGGUGUUACGAAUUUGGUGUAUAUUGGAGAAAUUGCGUCUACAAACAUCAGAGGCAUUCUCUUAACUGUAAUGGGAAUAUUUCACACAUCCGGCGCAAUACUUCUGUACACCGCCGGUCAUUUUCUUUCAUAUUCCGGCACGAAUUACGUUGGUGUGGCUUUGUGUGUAGCAUUUACACUGGCCACACUUUUAGUACCUGAAUCUCCGAUAUUUCAUAUUUUGAAAGGCAAAGACGACGCAGUUAUAAAAAGCCUCCAUGAAUUAGGCAGAAGCGAGGAUAUAGACAAAUUAUUGGCGGCCAAAAAAGAAUUUCGAGACAGCACAGCGACCAAAGACUGGAUCGAACUGUUCAGUCUACGUGGAAACAAAAAGGCGUUACUAAUUGUGGUAACUAUAAAUGUUUUCCAACACUGCAGUGGUGUUAUGGUCGUUGUAUUCUUUGCUGGGAAAAUUUUCGAUAUGGCUGGAUCUGAAAUCGAGUCGAAUAUAUCUAUGUUAAUCAUAGCAGCGUUUCAAUUGACUGGGAGUGUCAUAAGUCCUUUUCUAGUUGAGAGGAGCGGAAGGAAAGUUUUGAUUAUCGUUUCUAGCUGUAUAUGCUCUUUAGCAAUGUUUCUAUUGGGACUUUACUUUUAUUUAAAUCAAAUCGGAAGUACUGUAAUUGAUGGCAUAAAGUGGUUUCCGCUUGUCAUAUUAAUAUUAUUCUUCAUCGGAUAUGAUUUUGGGUUAGGGAUAAUCCCAAAUGCUCUUAUAGGCGAAAUGUUCACAACAAACGUAAGAAGCAUAGGAUCUGCUGUAGCCCUGUCAGCUUCUUGGUUUGCAGGGUUUCUAAUCACCACGAUUUUUGGUUCUGUAUUGGAAAGUAUAGGGCAUAUAGCAUUCUGGAUAUUUGCCCUCACAUGCCUUGGAGCUGUGUUCUUCACGAUAUUUUUCGUUGUGGAGACCAAAGGGAAGAGUUUGUUGGAGAUUCAAGAUAUUUUGAGCAAAUGAUAGCUAAGAUUUUCUAUGUUUAAAUAUGUUUAUUCGAUAA